Messenger RNA from Drosophila erecta, 3508 nucleotides. It is a transcript of the gene Gbeta13F, whose product is annotated as guanine nucleotide-binding protein subunit beta-1. The coding region runs from base 585 to 1607 and encodes 340 amino acids. Lineage: Eukaryota; Metazoa; Arthropoda; Insecta; Diptera; Drosophilidae. Gene Ontology annotation, cellular component: heterotrimeric G-protein complex; cytoplasm. The record is from RefSeq and is a predicted model, not a curated record. Gene Ontology annotation, biological process: G protein-coupled receptor signaling pathway. Gene Ontology annotation, molecular function: signaling receptor complex adaptor activity; protein binding. The transcript has 3 exons.
ACCGCAUACAUCGAUACUGCUUCCUUGCACCCUUAAUUUGUUUCUAGGUGUUGGCUGCCAAUUGUAGAGUGCAAAUGAAAAGUUACAGAUUGGUGGCUUCGUUAACAAAAUUUUCAGUUAUUUGUGUAGUUGAAGACGGGAAUUUGUUUUGCGUAUAAAAAGUUAACACUGCGUUUCAAUUGGCAGAGCAAACAGGACGACAACUAUGAACUAAAGUCAGAAUUAAAUGCACACCGUACCGAGAAUAUAAUGCGUGAAUAGUAUUAUUCGAUAAAAAAAUAAACCAACUAAAAAGCAAAAAAACCAACUCUUGCAGAACCAAGUUCAUGAUUUAUCCAUACUAGAGUGCACAAAAUAAACGCCGUAUGCAAGCGUGAUCAUCCAAAGCUUUUUAUCCGACUAAGCUACUGGCCAGCUUAAAAAAAGUAAGCCACCAUCUAACGAGAGCGAACAGAUCCGACCGACGACCGCACAAAGAAGGAUCUAUCUAGAAAGCCGGCUAGCCGAAUUCCGCAUCCGAAUUCGAAACCGAAUCCUCAACCAAAUCAUCCCAUAAGGACGCCGCUGUCUUCAACGAUCACAAGAUGAAUGAAUUAGACAGUCUCAGGCAGGAAGCCGAGUCCCUAAAAAACGCCAUUCGGGAUGCCCGUAAGGCGGCGUGCGACACAUCACUGUUGCAAGCGGCCACCUCGCUGGAACCCAUCGGCCGCAUACAGAUGCGCACACGUCGUACAUUACGCGGCCAUUUGGCGAAAAUCUACGCCAUGCAUUGGGGCAACGAUUCAAGGAAUCUCGUAUCAGCCUCACAGGACGGCAAACUGAUCGUUUGGGACUCGCAUACCACGAACAAAGUCCACGCCAUUCCACUGCGAUCCUCGUGGGUGAUGACAUGUGCGUACGCCCCAUCCGGUAGCUAUGUGGCCUGCGGUGGCCUCGACAACAUGUGUUCAAUUUACAACCUAAAGACGCGCGAGGGCAAUGUCCGGGUGUCCCGUGAACUGCCCGGCCAUGGUGGCUAUCUAUCGUGCUGCCGCUUCCUGGACGACAAUCAGAUCGUGACCAGCUCCGGUGAUAUGUCGUGCGGAUUGUGGGACAUCGAGACGGGCCUGCAGGUAACCUCAUUUCUGGGUCACACCGGCGAUGUUAUGGCCCUCUCACUGGCGCCCCAAUGCAAAACGUUCGUCUCCGGCGCCUGCGAUGCGUCCGCCAAGCUAUGGGACAUCCGGGAGGGUGUCUGUAAACAAACCUUCCCCGGCCACGAAUCCGAUAUCAAUGCGGUCACAUUUUUCCCCAAUGGCCAGGCAUUCGCCACCGGUUCGGACGACGCUACCUGUCGAUUGUUCGACAUCCGUGCCGAUCAGGAGUUGGCCAUGUACUCGCACGACAACAUCAUAUGCGGCAUCACAUCGGUGGCAUUCUCGAAGAGCGGACGUCUGUUAUUAGCGGGCUACGACGAUUUCAACUGCAAUGUAUGGGACACGAUGAAGGCAGAACGAUCCGGCAUACUCGCCGGCCACGACAACCGUGUAUCCUGUUUGGGUGUCACCGAGAACGGCAUGGCGGUGGCAACAGGAUCGUGGGACUCCUUCUUGCGCGUAUGGAACUAAAAACAAAACAAAACAGAAACAAAAGAAAAGAAAACAAAAAACAGAGAAAACCAAACAAACAAAGAACAACAAAAAAAAGAGGAAAAAGUAAAAGAACUUCAAAAUGCAUUAAAGGGUGGGGUGGGGUCAGGUCAACGGUUGCGCAGUCUGCGGAUAGUGUUUCACCCAUCAUCUACAUUGUGAUCUAAUGUAUAUGAUUCGGUGUUACCUCUGUGGUUAAUAUUAAAUGAGUGCCGGACGUUUUGAAUAUGUGGGCGCAGCUAGUUGACUAGAACGUAGACCACAACAACAAAGAACUUUAUAUACAACAUUAUUUAUAUUGCUAUAUACUUAUUAACUAAAAUUAUACAAAAAAACAAAAUAAAACCAAAAAAAAAAACAAAAAAAAAACCGCAGACAUACGCAGCAACAUACAAAUAGACAUACACACGCAUACAAGAAUAUUAUUAGUGUAAAUGGAAAAUUGAGAAAAAACAAAAACCAAGAACAAGAUCAAGAAAAAACCAAAAGAUAAAGAAAUUGAUGAAGAAACGAUGGGCCCGCUGAUAGUCAGUUGUUUAGUCAGAAUUCCGGUUACAGCUACAGUUUAAAACGUACGUAAAUUAAACUUAGUUCAAAUCGCAUUUCAGCGGUGAGUGCGUGCAACUGAGAGCACAAAACUGGCAGCCGAUCCUAGUCCUGGUCCUGGUUCUGGUUGUGGUCCUAAUCCCGAAUCGGAAUCCGAAUCCGAGUACCAGGAGCGACAGGAGUGGUGCUGGUCAGUCAGUCAGUCGUUUGCACUUUGUAAAAGAAAAAGAAGAUGGUAUCAUUGUAAUCAUGUAUGUCAACAAGUAAAUACAUAUUCUUUUGCGUAUAAUACAUAAAACUUCAGAAUGUGUGGAUGGUCCUGAUGCAAGGAGGGAUGGAGAAGAAGUCAAAUAAAGUUAAAGCAUUUAAAAAAUAAAAAGAAUCACGGCAAACCUAAACGUAAAACAAAAAAGAAAAAGGAAACCAAACAAGAAACAAAAACAAAAAUUGCGUAAUAAACUUUAUAAAUCAAGUAAUGAAAACAAAACAAAAAAAAAAGUAAAGAAAACACUAUAACAAAUUUUUGUCUUAUUAUGUUUAAGUCCCUAAUUUAUAUACAAACAAAAAUAAGAAUGAUUUAAAUAACAUAUAUGUAAACUAUGCAUUAGUGAAAAAGUGGAAAACUAUUUAUAUAUAAUAUGAUGGCCAUAUAAGCUAUAACAAUAAAUUGAAAAACACCUUUAAAUCUUAUAAUACAUUUAUAAAUGUUUAACAAAAUCUUAACAAAUACAUUCAUAGAAUUGCGGCAGUAAGGGCAUUAAAGCAUCAUGGAAAUAAUUUGAGCAUUCACCUCACAUUCACUACUCUAAUUGCAUACUGUUGAAUUUUGUUCAUUUUAUUCUCCUGAAUUCCCGAAUUAUGAGGUUUUACAUACAUAUGUAUAUGGCUUGUAUGAGGUUUGAAAAUGCAACAAACGAAACGAAACGAAGCGAAGCGAUUGUAGAAUGCAAACAAAAAACUAAAGCUUACAUAUAUUGUGAAAAUACUGAUAUUGUCUUGCUGUCUUACGAAUAUACUGAAUCAUCAAGUUCUUAUCUAUUUUUAUUAUGUUCUUUUUAAUUAAUUUUAAGUGGUAAUAGGAAAUUCGCGUAUACCGAUACCAAUACCAAUACCGAUACCGAUUCCAGCAUUCUGAAAUCAAAGAUCUGAAAUCCUAGCAAUACCAAAAUUCAUUGAAAAUUGUAAUAAACUGAUUGGUUUAUUGACCUUCUUGAAGUAUUCUUUAACGAUAUAGUAUCUUGGUCCGAUAGGUAAAUGGUAAAUUGUGAUUUAAAAUGAAUAGUUUUUCAAGCAACGAGAAUUAGCCUAAACCUAAACCAAAAACAAAACCUAAA